Coprinopsis cinerea okayama7#130 is the source of this 4266-nucleotide messenger RNA. RefSeq names its product ATP-dependent DNA helicase MER3. The transcript has 36 exons. Gene Ontology annotation, molecular function: nucleic acid binding; ATP binding. The coding region runs from base 1 to 4266 and encodes 1421 amino acids. Lineage: Eukaryota; Fungi; Basidiomycota; Agaricomycetes; Agaricales; Psathyrellaceae. The record is from RefSeq and is a predicted model, not a curated record.
AUGAGCUCGUUCAAUCCAAAUCGCUGGUCGGCGACGACCUCCGCCUUUAGAUCUCGAGUGCAGCAGAAUACCUUUACCCAACAGCCAGAAAUCAAAGCUGGAUCCAUCUCACCCAUUUUGGACGAUUACUACGACGACCUGAACAUGCAAUACGUCGACUCCUCGCCAUCUCCUUUUUCUCGCGGAAAUAGCUUUGGCGACUUUGAAUCUGGCACUGCUCAAACCUUCCAUAGCGUUCAUCAUUUGGCACAGUACGAUCAGCCUCAUAACUCGCUUUACCGAGGGGACCAGUUCCAUGAGGAUGAGCUCGAGGGACAGCGCCAAGAUUACUCAGAAGAACACACAUAUCAUUAUGAACGUCAACGACAUGAUAGUCCUCAACAACGCUCGUCUCAGCUCCAAGAAAGAUACCCGCCCUCCGUGCCUUGUUAUAACUUCACGAGGCGAGCUGGGCAAUCAGCGCAUUCAGACGACAAUCACUUGAAUCGGGAAGAAGGGCGAAUUAAGCUGAAGCCUGUCUCGCAACUUCCCGACAUCUACAGAGCCAUCUUCAAGAAAUACGGCUCCUUUAAUGCUAUCCAAUCAGCCUGUUUCGACGAUCUCAUGCAGACUGACGAGAACCUGGUCAUCAGCGCCCCGACUGGGAGCGGUAAGACAGUACUCUUCGAGUUAGCCAUGAUCCGCCUCCAAAUGCAAAAUCGAUCCGGGUCCCGCCCCUCGAAAUGUGUCUACAUCGCUCCGACCAAGGCUCUGUGUACAGAAAAGUUCAACGAUUGGAAUACCAAGUUUGCUCCCAUCGGUUGUGAACUCACUGGCGAUACCUCGGUUUUUGGGCGCGACAUCUGGACUCAGGCCAAAGACGCGUCAAUAAUUGUGACAACUGGGGAAAAGUGGGAUAGCCUUACUCGAAAUUGGUAUCGGUUUUCCUCUCCCCUUACUGCUGGGUUAACUCUCGCCAGGUCGGAUCACGAACGCAUCUUCUCCCUCGUUCAUCUCCUUCUCGUCGACGAGGUACACGUCCUCGGAGAAACCAGAGGUAGUACUCUGGAAGUUGUUGUCUCUCGCAUGAAGCUACGCGGCUCAGCGACUCGGUUUGUUUUGGUAUCUGCAACAGUUCCAAACAUCGAGGACAUUGCCGCUUGGAUAGGCAACUCCAAGAAGUCAGGCCCUGCUCGCGUGCUGAAGUUUGGUGAAGAAUAUCGACCAUGCAAGUUGGCUAAGCACGUCAUCGGUUUCGGUCGACGGAAAGAACAAAAUGACUUCCAAUUUGCAAGGGUCCUCGAUAGCAAGCUGUUUGGUGUCAUUCAACACCAUUCCGCUGGAAAACCGAUUCUGGUGUUUGUCAAUACCAGGAAAGGAGUAUUUCAGACUGCGGAACAGCUCAUGAAAGAAUACAAAGAAUGUGAAACCAAGAGGCUCCCAGUUCCAUGGACCCAUCCAUCCAGGGUGGACACGUCGUUCCAUGACAAGAAACUGACUGAAUUGGUGUCCUACGGUAUUGGAGUUCACCAUGCAGGACUUACUAUGGAAGACCGGAGGGCUAUAGAACAACUGUACAUCCAGAAAUUAAUUCGGGUGUUGGUGACAACUUCGACAUUGGCUGUCGGUGUCAACUUGCCGGCCCAUCUGGUAAUUAUCAGAGGCGUUCAGACCUUCCAGAAUGGAGUAUCGGUCGAGUACUCCGACCUCGACGUAAUGCAGAUGCUAGGGCGAGCGGGACGCCCCCAAUUUGACACAGAAGGUACUGCGGUGAUCAUGUGCGAGAGCGAACUGGCGCCCAAGUAUGAAGCACUUACUCAAGGAACAACCGUCUUGGAGAGUUCUCUCCAUCGAAACCUCGCUGAACAUAUCAACUCAGAGAUCGGACUCGGAACCAUAACGAGCAUAGAGUCCGCCAAGGCAUGGCUGAGGGAAUCCUUCCUGUUCCAAAGGCUCCAGAAAAAUCCGAGUUGGUACUCCAUUGACAACGAAAACGGCGACGCGACAUGGCAAGAGCGACUGGAUAAUGUGGUAUUGAAGAGUAUUGAGCAACUUCAAGCCAAUAAGCUGGUACAAUUCAAAUCGGGUUCCAGUCUAAAGACCUUGGCGUCGACAGAGUACGGAGAGAUUAUGAGUAAGUUCUAUAUCCGACAGAACACAAUGGUCGAUAUCCUCGCAACACCUCCCAACGCGUCAUUACGCGAUCUGUUGGAGCUGAUAUCACGAGCAGAUGAAUUCUCGGAGAGCAAGCCCAGAGCAACAGAGAAAACGGUUUGCAACAAUUUGCGCAAGCAUCCUGACAUCCGCUUUGAAGUUAGGAAAGUGGAGAGUGCAGCCGAUAAAGCCUUCGUUCUCAUUCAAGCGGUUUUGGGAGGGAUCUCCCUCAAUUCCCCGGAGUACCACACCUCAGACUGCCAGCUCACCCUGGAGGCUUUCGGUAUCUUCCGUCAUGUAGACAGGAUUGCGCGAGCUAUUGUCGAAGUUGCCAUCGUGCGGAAGUACGGGCGUCAGGUCAAGGACGGAACAGAAUUGGUGCGCUGCCUGGCUAGCAAGGCAUGGGAGGAUCGACCUGUUGUUCUCCGCCAAAUAGAACACUUGGGCGAAAAAUCGAUCAAGAUUCUGGCGGAGAAUGGUAUCACAACCCUUGAUAAGUUGCGCGCGCAGAACCCCAUCCGCCUGGAAGCUCUUUUGAACAGGAAACCCGGGUUUGGGCACGAGAUACUCGGACUAGUCAACGCUUUGCCCCGAUAUGAAGUGAAGCUCAAGGAGAUUGCACUCCAGGCGGACGGGAAAAGCGACGUCGAAGUCGAGCUCGCUGUGGAAUGCCAACUGCUCAACGGAGAUACCUUCGCGACUGGCUCAAAGAAGUCUAAGAACCGGGGGUUCAAUAUGACUGCAAUACUCACUAUUUCCUCAGACAUGGAGCUUCUCGACUUUCGCCGCAUCCAGACUAAGGCAUUGAAGACCGGAAAGAGCUUCACGGUCAAUACCACGCUGACAAAACCGAGUCAAUCCAUCACGGUCAUCGUUGCGUCGGAGCUCGUUGCUGGCACCGCCAUCCAGGCCCAAUACAAGCCUGACGUCCCUCCCUCCGCCUUCCGAACCCUUGUCACUAAGCCCUGCUCAUCUCUUGAAAUGGACUUGGCCGGGCUGGAAGAGGACCCUGAUUUCUGGAACAUGAACAUCGACGACUCGAGCGAGGAUGCCAAGGUGGAGCAUGCAAAAACUGAGCCUGUCAAAGUAGAGCCUGUCGUCAGGCGAGCACCCAAAUCCCCUCCACCCCGCUCGCGGUUACUACAAGAAACCUCCAUCGCUCUACCACGCAAGAUGGCCAACGGAGCUUACGAUUGCAAACAUGGCUUGCCGAAACCGCCCAACGCGUCCAAGGCGUCGAAGGGUAAGGAAAACACAGCGACGGCCAAGCACUGGAAAGAAGAGGAGCCCGUCAAGGUAUCCAAAGUACAACGUCUGCAUUCCAAGCCGACCAAAUCUGCUGCCGACACUCGUGCACAAAAGAGCUUACAAGAACUUCAUGACUUACAUGAUAAGCUGAACACCUCUGAACGGUUGCGAAUAUCGAGUGGGCAGAGGUUGAAGCUGGACUCGCUGGAAUUUCUCAUGAAGGAUGAUUUGAACUCCAGACCGAAGAAACGUCUCCCUCAGCCAACAAUCGACUUGAAGCUUUCUGAUAUCGGUGAGACGGAAGCUGCUGCUGCGACAAUGAUCGAUUUCGACGAUAUGAUCGAAGAGGACGACGAUGAUAUUCCACUCGAAAUAGGGAACGCGUUGUCCCUUAGGAGACCGUCCGAUCGUCUACCAACUCCCAAGAAGCGAGCCCUGUCUAUCAGCAGCGAGAGCGAGGAUGAACCUAAAACCAUCCCCGCGAAGCGGACCAAGAAGCUUCUGCAGGACAAAGAGGAUUCGAUUGAAGCCUUCACGCGGCCUUCAAGUCCAGUGGCGCUUUUCUUGCCCAGCAGCUCUUCGGAGAGGAACGAGGAUGAGCCCCAACCAAAUGCUGCAGAAGACGACAUUGAGGCCUUUUUCACUGUUCACUCAGAAGAUUGCGGCCAACCAGUUACUGAAGAAGCGACGAACCCACCACCAGCAACAGCCAUAGAAGAUAAUGUCCAGGCAGGUAACAUCCAUACCAUCACUCCCACCCUCGUUACCCAGCCUACACCGAUUAGCGAAAGGCCGAAGGAGGAUACCGCCGUGGACAACUUUUACGAAGAAUGGGAAGACUGGGUUUACAACAGUGGUGAGGUCAAACUCGUCCCAUUAGAGUAA